AAUACGCAAUUGUCAUUUCAUGCCCCUAACUAUCAGGCAGCCCCACAAGCCCUGCCGUACUUCUCAGAAUCACCCCCACAUGAUUGUGUUUUGAUCAUUGUCGUUAAGAUCCAAAGUGACUGCCGAAAGAGAUACUAGGAAAGAGGUAGCCAGCUAUUAACAACCGAGCAAGAUCAUGAACCUCUCAAAUUCCCAAUAAAUAUCCAACUUGUUCAUCUUUUCCUUCAUGCAUCUAUCUAAUGCAGCAUGGCAUUUUUGCAAGAAAGAUUAGUCAUCUCAGGCCUCUUGAUCUUCUGCUGCAUGACCGCAGUGGUUGCUUCACGUAAUAGAUAUUACACGCCUCCACCCGUUACCCAUUUAACAGACUACUUUCCUCGUGUCUCAAUUGAUCAAGGCUUUUCCAACUUCUUUGGAGGCUCAAAUGUCCAGAUCACCAGUAAUGGCUCCGAGGCCAAUCUUGUUCUCGACAAAUCCGCAGGAUCCGGAUUGGUCUCGAAAAAUAAAUAUUAUUAUGGAUUCUUCAGUGCUGCAAUUAAGCUGCCGUCCAGUCUCUCAUCUGGAGUUGUAGUAGCAUUCUAUCUGUCAAAUGCAGAUAUUUUCCCUCAUACCCAUGAUGAGAUUGACAUCGAGCUGCUUGGUCAUGAUAAAAGAAAUGACUGGGUCCUCCAAACAAACAUAUACGCUAAUGGAAGCGUAAGCACUGGAAGAGAAGAGAAAUUCUAUCUCUGGUUUGACCCAACAGAACAGCAUCAUCAAUACAGCAUCAUCUGGAACAACCAUCACACAGUGUUUCUAGUGGACAAUAUACCUGUAAGAGAGUUUCCUCGGAACAGCGCCUUCCCAUCUGUUUAUCCGUCAAAACCCAUGUCAGUUUACGCAACAAUUUGGGAUGGGUCACAAUGGGCAACUCAUGGAGGAAAAUACCCAGUUAAUUACAAAUAUGCUCCAUUUGUAGCUUCGUUUGCAGACAUGGAAAUGAGCGGCUGCGUAUGGAAUCCAAAAGGGUCGGUUUCUUCGUGUUCUACUAAAGCUGGUGUUCCUAGCUCCGAUCCGCUUGAGGGACAAGAGUUUGUUAGGCUAUCAAAGCAGCAGAUGGAGGCAAUGGACUGGGCAAGAAGGAAGCUAAUGUUUUACUCAUAUUGUAAAGAUCCAUCUAGGUUUAAAAUCCUACCACCGGAGUGCAAGUAAUUAAUAGGAUUUUGGGUUUUUAUUUAUUUAUUUUUUACAAUUUUUUUCUCCACAAAAGAUCGAGGAAGUGAAUAACACUAAAUGCAUUUUCACA
Molecule: messenger RNA, 1282 nt
Organism: Alnus glutinosa
Lineage: Eukaryota; Viridiplantae; Streptophyta; Magnoliopsida; Fagales; Betulaceae
Product: probable xyloglucan endotransglucosylase/hydrolase protein 33
Exons: 4
Coding region: 247-1188 (313 amino acids)
Biological process (GO): cell wall biogenesis; xyloglucan metabolic process
Cellular component (GO): apoplast; cell wall
Molecular function (GO): hydrolase activity, hydrolyzing O-glycosyl compounds; xyloglucan:xyloglucosyl transferase activity
Source: RefSeq, a predicted model, not a curated record